Messenger RNA from Panicum hallii, 1874 nucleotides. RefSeq names its product protein AIR1-like. The coding region runs from base 131 to 1639 and encodes 502 amino acids. The record is from RefSeq and is a predicted model, not a curated record. The transcript has 8 exons. NCBI's taxonomy places the organism in Eukaryota, Viridiplantae, Streptophyta, Magnoliopsida, Poales, Poaceae. Gene Ontology annotation, molecular function: zinc ion binding; nucleic acid binding.
CGAGCAGACGAACCCAAACCCAUGUCCUGGCCCGGGGAGACGCUGGCCAAGGGGCUUUUCCACCGCGCGCCGCCUCCAGAUCGAGCGCGCUAGGGUUUGCUCCGCCGCCCCGCCGCCACCGCAGCCGCCGAUGGCCCAGCGCUGGCGCUCGAGGGCGCGGCGGGACCCGGACGUGGACGACGACGACGUCGGCGGCUCCUCCCCGCCCUCCCGGCGCCCGCGCCGGGGCGGCAGCGGCGACGAGGAGGAGGAGGAGGACGACGACGUGGGUAACGAGGACCUCAGCCUGGAGAUCGUCGCGCGCGCGCGGCGGAGGCGGCGGAAGCGGCACGGGGCUUCCGGCGGCGGGACCCCCGGGCUUGCCGACCUGCUGCAGGUGUCCUCCGGCGACGAGGAGGCCGGCGAGGACGCCGUGGUGGAGCUCGGCGAGGCGGAGGAGCCCCGGAGGAAGCAGAGGAAGAAGCAGCGGAAGAGGCAGAGGAAGAAGCACCGGAAGGAGGCGGCCGAGGCUGCAGCGGCGGCCGCCACUUCCGCCCCCGGCGAGGAGCAGAAGGAGGUUGGUGGCACUCAGCAGGGACCAAUUGGGAUAGCAGAAUCGGUGCUAACUGAAGAUGGGGCUGAUGUCCCUGCAUCUGACAAUAUGGUUCUGCGGAAGCUCCUUCGCAUACCGAGAUACUUCGAUCCUGGGGAAACAUUGUUGGAGACUUGCUAUAAUUGUAGCGAGGAAGGACAUGUGGCCGCAAACUGCCCAAUGGAAAAGCGGAAGAAACCUUGCUUUGUUUGUGGGUUGUUUGGGCACAAUGCAAAGCAGUGCACGCAGGGUCAAGAUUGUUUCAUCUGCAAAAAAGGAGGUCAUAUGGCGAAAGACUGCCCUGAUAAGCACAAGAGGAAUGAUCAUCAAUCCACUUUGUGUUUAAGAUGUGGAGAAAUAGGUCAUGAUAUGUUUGGAUGUACCAAUGAUUACCCACCAGAUGAUAUUAAGCAAAUAAGAUGCUAUGUGUGUAAUCAGAAUGGUCAUCUAUGCUGUUUUGAUGUCGCUGACAAUUGCCCCAAACAAAUUAGCUGUUACAAUUGUGCCAAAUCUGGUCAUUCUGGUCUGGGAUGUGCCAAGCAACGCAGGGAAACUAGCGCUAUCUCAACUCCAACCGAGUGCUACAAAUGUGGCGAGGAAGGCCACUUCGCACGUGGCUGCACAAAGAAUGCCAAGUUCCAUCGGUUGAAAGGCAAGUCAUCAUCACACAAUCAGAGAAAGGAAAAAUGGAAAAAGGAUUCCAGUGCAAGAUCAGCUCCUCAACAUGAUCGUAAAACAAGUAAAAGGAAGAGCCCCCAUUUCGAGGAUAGAAUGGACAUACCUCGGCAUAAAUCCAAAGCUAGGGGUGGUUGGACUGGUGGUGAUGAUCUUGAUGAUCUACCGUUCAAGAAGUACAAAUCCAAUGGGUGGGGUUCUCCAUCUACACCCAAGAAGCCGUACAUGAAUCGCCAGAUCUCCGACGGUGACUACUUCACGCCCCAGUCCUCACGAAGGCACAACCAUGAUUACACAUCACCGAACUCGAAUUAUUCACCCAGUGCAAAGAAGUAUGGGUUUUCGUCAAGAUUCGCUGCCAGCAACACCCAUGUCCGGUUCGGGAGAAGUUAGCUGGAUGCAUAUGCCAAGGUUGGUAUAAGCAUCUCACAAGUUGUCUGCCUGAUAAGAGUUAACCUAUGAUCAAAUGCAUACACAAACACAUAGCAAUAGCAGUCAAGUACACGGAUCGGAUUCACAGUCAGUAAGUUUAAGAGUCAAUGUAUCUCAAACAUCGAUCCCGUGUUGUUCCAAGAGAUGGCACCACCAAUCUGCAGGAAAGGAAAGUAAAAGAAAAGAAAGAAAGAAA